Messenger RNA from Puccinia graminis f. sp. tritici CRL 75-36-700-3, 1773 nucleotides. RefSeq lists its product as uncharacterized. Gene Ontology annotation, cellular component: COP9 signalosome. The record is from RefSeq and is a predicted model, not a curated record. The coding region runs from base 52 to 1530 and encodes 492 amino acids. The transcript is spliced from 6 exons. Lineage: Eukaryota; Fungi; Basidiomycota; Pucciniomycetes; Pucciniales; Pucciniaceae. Gene Ontology annotation, biological process: ubiquitin-dependent protein catabolic process.
UGACCAGCAACUUCAACAACUUCAACACCGACAGCUUGGGACUUUGAGAGAAUGGACUCAAGCUCAACCAACCAACCUCAGCCAACCUCGAACACCACCAAACUGAAGAAUAGGAGCAAGCUACCCUUCAGCCAGAAUGGAUUACUGGAUUGGAUCAUCUCCAAUCGAACCACUUCCUCUCAAAACUUGAUCCAAGUCCUCAGCAAUACGCCUCACGAGAUCCUUGCCAGUUUACCUCUUGAAAAUGGCAUAGACCCAUUGGACGAACUCAUCCAGCCUGAACACUAUCCUCUAGCCUACUUCCACAUCCUACUCUGCCGAUUUGAAAACUACCGCAACAAGAUCGAUACCCAGAAAACUUUGUCACAUGCUCAUAAGUUUUGCUCAGCUCUCGAUCGGAAACAAAUUCUUAAGAUCUCUCGAACUACCUCAGACAUCUACUUGUUUGCUCAGCACCUCGUCAGCUGCUCAACCAACGCCGGUCAACUACAAAGCUCUAUCGAACCUCUCCUACAACUUAUUCGAUCUUACAGUCCACUCAACAUCCUCACCCCUCUUCACCAUGAGUUACUCAGAAUAUCUUUAAAAACGCGCUCGAUUGCUCAGGCUUUAGAGCUCACCAAUUUGGAUAUCAACAUAGACCAACAGAGGUAUCACAUCCGAUAUCAAGAUCAUUUAAUAUAUCAUUACCUCGCCGGAACCGUUCAAGCCUUGGGUAAAAAUUACCAACGAGCAAUCCAUCUCUUAACCAUUGCAGUUUCUGCUCCAGGAUCGGCCAUCUCUCAAAUUCAACUAGACGCGUACAAGAAACUCAUACUCGUCUCACUGCUCUCAAACUCAUCUCCGCCUGUACUACCUCCUUACACUCACCCUCAAUUCAGAACGGUUUUCAAAACUUCCAACAACAACAAAGCCUAUCUUGAUCUGAUGAGCUUAUAUGAGCAUGCGGAGACCAGUAGCGAAGCAUACAUGCAACUGCUCACAAUGGCCGAGAAGAACCUGUCAAACUUCCAAAAGGACAAUAACUCGGGAUUGCUCAAACUAUGCAUUGAGAUUCUACCUCGAAAGGCGAUUAAAAAACUGAUUCCGAUCUACACAUCAAUCCCGAUCGCAAGGAUUGAUUCGAUUUUGGGACAUCUGACCGAAGGCAACGCGCGUCUCUUAAUCCAAACGAUGAUCCAAUCUGGAGAGUUGAAUGCCCAAAUCGAUCCAACGACCAACGUGCUGAAGUUUUUGGACGAUGAACAAGCUCUAGAAGAUCCAGAACGUACUCAUGAGACGCUCAAACGGAUCGUCGAACGAGUCCAAUCGACCGAGCAAACGAUCAAAGAAAAGUCAGCCGAGAUCGAGCGAGACAAGGAACUGCUCAAGCGGCUCAUCCAAGACCUCCGGAACUCUUCGGCCGAGAAACAGCAGAACCAGUCCUCAAAUGAGUUCGUACAAUCCGGCACAGCCGGCCAUUCCGAUCGCAACUUCUCUGGAAUCGUCGAGGAAGAGCUCGUUGACGUUGGGAUGGCUUGGGACGACUGAGCAAGUCGGCCAUUAUUCAGCUUAUUUAUCUUUUUAUUUAUUUAUCCAGGUGCUCGUUUUUCAAGAUCCGAGUCAAGGGGUUGCUCUUUUUUUUGUCCUUUGCUAGCGCCAUUGAUGCGAUCUCAGAAGUUUGAAUCCGAUCUUAAUACCAAAAUGCCACACUUAUGUACAUGAUUCUUAUGGGGUGAUUCCUACACUACAGUAGUACACUACAAAAGAGGAAUUAGCUCUGCCAGAAAAGAA